Molecule: messenger RNA, 4184 nt
Organism: Tyto alba (common barn owl)
Lineage: Eukaryota; Metazoa; Chordata; Aves; Strigiformes; Tytonidae
Gene: ESRRB
Product: estrogen related receptor beta
Exons: 8
Coding region: 267-1688 (473 amino acids)
Biological process (GO): regulation of DNA-templated transcription
Cellular component (GO): nucleus
Molecular function (GO): DNA-binding transcription factor activity; sequence-specific DNA binding; nuclear steroid receptor activity
Source: RefSeq, a predicted model, not a curated record
CUCGGGGCGGCGAAAUCCCCCGUGGCCGUGUCCUGCGCGCCGCCCGCCUCCUGCCGCCGUCAGUGUGUCCGCACGCGGGUGCGGGAGCGGAGCGGCGCUGCCUCCCCGCCGCCUCUGCCCCGCCGCCGGGCUCGGGCCGCUUCUCUUCCCGGGCUUCCCCGCUCUCCCUGCCCGCCGCAGUUUAGUUGUUCUCUUCUGUUUUUUUCUUUUUUUUUUUUUUUUUUUUUUCUUUUUCUCCUCCAACCGGGAAUGCUCAAACUGGACUGAUGGACAUUUCCGAGCUGUGCAUCUCCGACCCGCUCGGCUACCACAACCAGCUGCUCGGCAGAAUGGCCACAGAGGAGCGGCACCUCUCCUCCAGCUGUGGGUCCUUCAUCAAGACCGAGCCCUCCAGCCCUUCUUCUGGCAUCGACGCCAUCAGCCACCACAGCCCAAGCGGCUCCUCCGACGCCAGCGGUGGUUACGGCAUCGCCAUGGGUGGCCACCCCAAUGGCCUGGACUCGCCACCCAUGUUCAACGGCACGGGGAUUGGCGGUGGGUCCUGCCGAAAGCGUUACGACGACUGCGCCAGCGCCAUCAUGGAGGACUCGCCCACCAAGUGCGAGUAUAUGCUUAAUGCAAUCCCCAAGCGGCUGUGCCUGGUGUGCGGGGACAUUGCUUCUGGAUACCACUACGGCGUGGCUUCCUGUGAGGCGUGCAAAGCCUUCUUCAAGAGGACAAUUCAAGGGAAUAUUGAAUACAGCUGCCCGGCUACCAAUGAAUGUGAGAUCACGAAACGGAGGCGCAAGUCCUGUCAGGCCUGUCGCUUCAUGAAAUGCCUCAAAGUGGGGAUGCUAAAAGAAGGUGUUCGUCUGGAUCGAGUCCGUGGAGGCCGACAGAAAUACAAAAGGAGACUGGAUUCUGAGAGUAGCACUUACCUGAGCUUACAGAUCCCUCCACCAGCUAAAAAGCCACUGACUAAGAUCGUCUCUCACUUGCUGGUGGCUGAGCCAGAGAAGAUUUAUGCCAUGCCUGAUCCAACCAUGCCGGAGAGUGACAUCAAAGCCCUGACAACCCUCUGUGACCUGGCAGACAGGGAACUAGUGGUGAUCAUUGGCUGGGCAAAGCACAUCCCAGGGUUCUCCAACCUCUCCCUUGGGGACCAGAUGAGCCUCCUGCAGAGUGCCUGGAUGGAAAUCCUCAUCCUAGGCAUUGUGUACCGCUCCCUGCCAUAUGAGGACAAGCUCGUCUAUGCUGAGGACUACAUCAUGGAUGAAGAGCACUCUCGUCUGACAGGGCUGCUGGAGCUCUACCUGGCCAUCCUACAACUGGUGCGCCGUUAUAAGAAGCUCAAGGUGGAAAAGGAGGAGUUUGUCACGCUCAAAGCUCUGGCCCUUGCCAACUCAGACUCCAUGCACAUAGAGGACAUGGAUGCAGUGCAGAAACUCCAGGACCUUCUCCACGAAGCCCUGCAGGACUACGAGCUGAGUCAGCGCAACGAGGAGCCCCGGCGAGCAGGCAAGCUGCUCCUGACCUUGCCCCUCCUGCGGCAGACGGCCGCCAAAGCUGUGCAGCACUUCUACAGCAUCAAACUGCAGGGCAAGGACCUUCUUUCUCCAUUACAGCUGCAUAACCUUGGAGUCCAUCUAGAUAUCCCCCACUGCUUGAAGAUAGUAUGCCUGGAAAUGUUUGUAUUGCUUCUGAAAUAGGAUGGGAACUGAACCAGACAGUAAUUAACAUAUAUUAAUCUCUUUAAGCAAGGAAUGCAAACUCUUCCCCAGGAACUGGGACAGAAACACCUGUCUAGAUUUAACCCUUAAAAGGCUUGUGCCAUCAGAUUGGGAACCAGGUCAGGUCUCUUGGGCCCUUCAUACCAGUGCAGGAAUCACAUGCAUCUCUUCCCAGUUAUUCUGAUCUGCUGUGCAUCACUAAUACUAUCAUGCUGCCACAACCAAAAAGCAUGUUCAGCUACGCAGUGAGCUGGAUGUGCAGAGAAGGGUAACAUCUUAAUGUAGUCUUCUCAGGGCACUUUGAAGUAGGAAAUGAGGCUUCAGCAACUGCUUAGGUCUCUGAAUGCUCACAGUCUCUUACAAAAAGGUCUGGGGAUGUGGAAGCUGAGACAUGAACUAGGAAAUUGGUUCCAGGUCAGUGCUCUUUAUGCCGUUCAUUUGAUAGGAGCCACAGAGUCAGAGCCAUACUGCUGUCCUUUUACAUGGGGCAACAGAUGAUGGAGCUUGAGCCUUGGGACACAAAUGGGCUCUAUGACUUAAAGAAAAGCAAAGCAAAGCAGUAGAGGUAAGUGUGUCAGUGACAGUGAAUAAGCAUGAAGCCUACGUCCAGCAGCGAUGGUAAAAGCAGCUCCAGCCCCUGAUUUGCAUGUGUGGAUAACAGAAACCACAUACCCGUCAGCUACUACAAAAGGCAAUUCUUCCCAGGUGACCAGCUCUUUUGUUUUGGGCACAUUCUUCUCUGGGAACAGCGGUGUCUGGCCUGUAAUGCAAAACAAAUUUCAUGGGGAUCAAUUAAAAGAAAAGGUAAAAUACCACACAGAAUUAGGUUUCUGGGGAAACUUGGGCAUUACACCUGGCAGCAAAACCGUGAAGCUACAAGAAACACACCCACAACAAUCGGAACCUUGCAGUAUUGCUCAUGCUAAGGGGGCAUUAUUUUUCUCUUUGUAAGCUAAGUCAUCUUUUUUUUUUUAAUUACUACAAGUAUAUAAAAUAAAACAUGCUGCACCAGAAACAUGUAAGCAGCUAUUAGAGGGGAAAGUCAUUGAGGAAGACCCUAGAAUGUACCUUGUUCAGCUUUUAUUACCAAUUGGAGCUGAGAAAAAGAGCUUCCACUUUGUUUCCACAAGCUAUAGUCAAUCAUAUGGCCAAAGGCCACCGUGUUCUUGUGGCUGGGUUAUGUGGAGGAGCCAGACAGAGGCUGUGAGAAUGAUGCAGGGAGUUAUAGACAGUGAAAUAAACCGUAUCUACUUAACUAUUAUCUGCUCCUAAAAAAAAAAAAAAAAAAAAAAAAAAAAGAAAAAUAAAAAACCUGUUAAAUAAAUUGUAUUCUUGUGGUACAGGUCAUUUCAAAGAAAACAAGAAAUAAAACACAGAAAUGUAAAAACUAACUCAGACAGAGUAAUGUUUAUUGUGUUUAGGAGCUGCUUGUUCUGUCCCUCAGGAUGCACACAUCCCCACAGAAGAGCCUGGGGGGGGGAAACAUGAUUUGUGCAUGUUGCACAAGGGGCAGAGAGCCCCAGCCCUCUCACUAAGAAACGCUCAUUUGGUGUUUUCCCAUAUUCAGAAAAAAAAGUGUCAGCAAGCUUCUGAGUAUUUGUGAGAUCAGCUUUGCUCAGUAUUUGCUAGACUGGCUGUCAGUCUCUGUCACGGACCGGUCUGCUUCUUCCACUCACCCAUUUCCUCCCCACAUUCUGCAAUUCGCUGGUGCAGGGCAUAAACAUGAGCUAGCGACGAAAAAGCCUUGAAGCUGUUCCAGUGAAAAACAAAAUCCCUAAUCAUAAAAUAGGCCACUGGCUUAAACCCAACAGUGAUAUCAUGAGUGUUGCAAACAUCACUGCAGCUGUCCAGUGCUUAUAAAGUGGGUACAAGUGCUGAAGUCACGGCAUUUGCAUUGAUCUGGUGGUCAGGUGGUGCAGGAGGGCAAGUUCACAUCUCCUUGAGAAAGCAGAAGGAAACACACUGUGGUAAACAGGGCAGAGAUGUGAGAAACAAGGACCCCAGGUUUUUAUUCUCCCUCUGACAACUGAGCACAGGCAGCACCACAGCCUGUGUAAGUGCCACCAUCUCCACACGCCUCGCUUUUAGCCAACACUGCCAGGGUCCUUCUUCCAGAAUUCACUGGGAUGAUGCGUCUAAACCAGGCAACCAAAAUGCCUCUCAGCCUGCCCUCGAGAGGAGGAGGGGGUGGCUGAAUUAGUGGUGGCCAGUAGGAAGGUCGUGGGCUUGGAUGAAAAAGCAAGAUGAGCACAGAGCUGGAGACGGAGGUGAAACAUUACAAGGUUUUUCUUAGAACAGCUACCCCCAGCGCCACAGUCACCUUCACUCUGACCGUGACAAUCUUUGAACCAACAAGUCCUUUUCUAAGCUCACACAGGCACCUCACAGCCUCCCCCAGAGCCCAGCUGCAGCGAGUGUUUAGGCCCUCUCAGUGUUGUAUCUGUUCACAGCAGGUUUGGAUUUGGCCACCGCAGU